Messenger RNA from Suillus fuscotomentosus, 1946 nucleotides. Its product is annotated as glyoxylate dehydrogenase. NCBI's taxonomy places the organism in Eukaryota, Fungi, Basidiomycota, Agaricomycetes, Boletales, Suillaceae. The record is from RefSeq and is a predicted model, not a curated record. Gene Ontology annotation, biological process: lactate metabolic process. Bases 179 to 1729 code for a protein of 516 amino acids. The transcript has 12 exons. Gene Ontology annotation, molecular function: L-lactate dehydrogenase (cytochrome) activity; heme binding.
CGCUCGCUGGCAUGAUCCCUAUCCAUAGCGGAAGACACUCUACCCCUAAUGGCAUACUCGACGACGUAAACUGCGCACGCGAUAUCCCGCACGCUCCGCUUGGAGCAUUCAAAAACUCAAUAAGAUCAGUUCUAUUAACACGGAUAUACUACCCCCAUUAAAAUCGAACAUUGCUGACAUGUCUCUAAUUUCUACUCACACAAUCGCCGAGCACGCCACUGCCUCAAGCUGUUGGAUAAUUGUGCACGGCAAAGUGUAUGAUGUUACAGAUUUUCUGCCCGAACAUCCGGGUGGUAGCAAGAUCAUCCUGAAGUAUGCUGGUGCGGAUGCAACUGAAGCAUAUGACCCUAUUCACCCUCCGGAUGCCAUUACGACCCAUCUACCCAAGGAAAAGCACCUUGGCGUUGUUGAUCCGAAUACUGUAGCCAAAGUUGUACACAAGGAAGUCACUGCAGAAGAGAAGAUUCGCCAAGAAUUAAUAGUCGCUCGACCCUCCCUGGAUGAAAUCGUUAAUCUGCAUGAUUUCGAGGCGAUCGCAAAAGCAAUCCUCUCUCCUAAAGCAUGGGCUUACUACUCCUCAGCGUCUGAUGAUGAAAUCACCAUCCGGGAAAAUCGCGCCGCAUACCAAAGAAUAUGGUUCCGUCCUCGUAUUCUUCGUGACGUUUCGGUUGUCGAUUGGUCGACAACUAUUCUCGGUCAGAGAUCCUCGCUUCCGGUAUACAUUUCUGCUACAGCACUUGGCAAGCUUGGCCAUCCAGAUGGAGAACUCAAUCUCACCAGAGCAGCCGGCAAGCAUGGCGUAAUCCAGAUGAUCCCAACGCUUGCAUCUUGCGCAUUCGAUGAAAUUGUCGAUGCCGCGGUCCCCGGCCAGGUCCAGUUCCUGCAGCUAUAUGUCAACCGUGACCGAGAGAUCACAAGGAAGUAUGUCCAACACGCCGAGAAGCGUGGUGUGAAGGGCCUCUUCAUCACCGUCGACGCCCCUCAGCUCGGUCGCCGCGAGAAGGAUAUGCGCAUGAAAUUCGUUGAUGAAUCAGGGGUUGCAAAAGUCCAGGAAAAUCAGUCCGGAAUCAGGAAGGACGAAGGCGUUGCCCGCGCCAUAUCUGUAGGUGCAAGCAAAUCUUACGUGACAGAUCAUAUUGAAUGCAUUAAUCAGUCCUUCAUUGAUCCUUCCUUAUCAUGGAAGGACAUUCCCUGGUUUAAGAGCAUCACCAAUAUGCCUAUCGUCCUCAAGGGUGUUGCUACACCUGAAGACGCACUCAUGGCCUACGACUAUGGUCUUGCUGGAAUUGUGCUAUCUAAUCACGGUGGCCGACAACUAGACACGGCUCGAUCCGGUAUCGAGAAUCUGAUUGAGGUUGUUGCCGCUCUCAAGACCCGUGGCCCUUGGCCUAACCCUAAAUUCGAAGUCUUCGUUGAUGGUGGCGUUCGGAGAGCCUCCGACGUGCUCAAGGCUAUCGCGCUUGGGGCAUCUGCCGUUGGCGUUGGUCGGGCAUUCAUGUACUCAUUCUGUGCCUAUGGACAGGAAGGCGUUGAAAAAGCCUUCGAAAUCAUCCAGGAUGAGCUGAUGAUGAACAUGCGGCUUCUUGGCGCUCGUACGAUAGAUGAACUUUCGCCUGAAAUGGUUGAUGCAAACGCCCUGCACUCGCACGUCGGUCUCACUCCUCCAGAUAACCUAUAUAAUACUAUAUAUCAACCCCUGGCACUUGCCCAGUUCAAGACCAGGCUGUAACAUUGGGGUCCUGCAUUUGAGUUUUACGUAUAUUAUUCAUGAAUCUUGAGUUUAGAUAUGCUGCGGAUGACAUAAAUGAUGCCCUCACCGUAUAUCCCAACGCACAUACUAAAUUGUGGAAGACCCAUCCGAGUGGCCAAGUGUUAUUUCAACCUGUUCGGUCACAUGACGGUAGUGGCAAGGCUAUGCAUGGGAUAAUUCCGAGGGAUGACGCGUG